Messenger RNA from Rhinichthys klamathensis goyatoka, 1840 nucleotides. RefSeq names its product leucine rich repeat containing 47 (gene lrrc47). The coding region runs from base 44 to 1741 and encodes 565 amino acids. Gene Ontology annotation, molecular function: protein binding; RNA binding; phenylalanine-tRNA ligase activity. The record is from RefSeq and is a predicted model, not a curated record. Gene Ontology annotation, biological process: phenylalanyl-tRNA aminoacylation. The transcript is spliced from 7 exons. Lineage: Eukaryota; Metazoa; Chordata; Actinopteri; Cypriniformes; Leuciscidae.
GCGCUUCCGGGUUAUAUUCACGUUCCGGGUUACACUGAACAGCAUGGCUGAAGAAAACAGCUCUUUGGCUAAUUGGCCAGAAAUAGAAAAAGCAGAAAAGGAGAACAGACGAGAGCUGGUGCUUCAAGGUUCGGCGUUUGACAAAAAGAUCCAGGACAGCUGCGGACUUCACCCGCGACUUUAUUCCCUCUCGCUCCUGAACUACCUGGAGAUCAGUCAAUGUCCCAGUUUACAUGAGAUCCACGAGAACAUCAGGCAUCUGUCUCAUCUACAGAGUCUGAUUCUCUGCAGGAACAAACUCACUUCAGUCCCAAAAAGCAUCGGUGAUCUGAAGGCGAUCAAAGUCCUGGAUUUGUCUGUCAACCAGCUGCAGGCUCUGCCCGAGGAGAUCUGUGCACUGAGCGAGCUCAACACUUUAAAUGUCAGCUGCAAUAGCAUCACUGCUCUGCCGGAUGGUCUGAGCAAGUGUGUGAAGCUCGCCAGCAUCAAUGUGUCCAAAAAUGCGCUCUCACGGCUUCCAGAAGACUUAUGGUGCUCCAACCUGGAGCUCCUCAGCAGUAUUAUUGCAUCAGAAAACGCGAUAGAGGAGCUGAGCAGGGACGUUCAUAAGCUGGCUGCACUGAAGGUUUUGGAUCUCUCCAGCAACAAGCUCCAAGAGCUUCCGUUCGAGUUGGCCGACUGCACCAAGCUGAAAGAGACCAAUUUUAAAGGGAACAAGCUGAAGGACAAGAGGCUUGAGAAGAUGGUGAAUGGUUGCCAGACCAAAUCAGUCCUAGACUACCUGAGGGCAGGAGGGAGGGGGAAAGGCAAAGGCAAGCAGCAAGAUGGAGAGGUGGGCGAGAAGGCCGACGCUGGCCGUAACGUCUCCAAGAAGAAAAGCGCUGCAAAGCAGAAAGGCAAAAAAGAGGCAGAGGAAGUGGAUGAGCUUAAUCGGAUGGUUGUGAGAGUUCUUCACGUAUCCGAAGCGCCCACAGCUGUUACGGUGAAAGUUUCCGCAGGCAUUAAGGAUGUCCGGCCAUACAUAGUGUGCUGUAUUGUGAAAGGCAUGAACCUCAGACAAGGAAAUUCACUCAAGCGAUUUCUAGUUGCUCAGACCAAACUUCAUGAUGAGAUUUGUGCCAAAAGGACAACGGCAACCAUUGCAACCCAUGACCUGGGCUUACUAAAGGCUCCUCUGACGUAUGACGCCAGGUCACCAGAUACACUGAAGAUAGUUCCUCUGGGUCGUAAGGAGAUAAAGGCAUCCGACCUGCUGAAGCAUCUUCAACAGGAAGCAGAUGAACAGAGAAAACAGAAAAAGCGACAGAACGUUUCUGGACUCCACAAAUACCUUCAACUCCUUGAUGGAAAAGAUCUCUACCCCUGCUUGGUUGACGCAGAUGAUCAUGUGGUCUCAUUUCCACCAAUCACAAACAGUGAGAGGACUAAGAUAAAGAAAAGCACACAAGAGCUGUUUUUAGAAGUGACGAGCUCCACCAGUCUGCUGAUCUGUAAAGAUGUCAUGGAUGCACUGAUAAUAAAAAUGGCAGAGCUUAAUAAAUUAAGCUUUGACAUAAAGGACGAUGUGGGCUCGGACGAAGAGACGGAUGUGAUUUCAGAUCGUCCCGCGGAGAACCCGGCCACCCCUGAGCUGACUGUUUUACAAGUGAAGGUCUUUGAUGUAGAGGGAAACCUUAAAGUGGUCUACCCAUCAAAAACUGACCUGGUGUCGGACCUCAGCAAUUUAUCAGUCAUCCGAUAACUAAAUUCAGCUGUUGAUGUUUUUUCUUUGUAAUUUUGUAAUGCUUGAACCCAUAAAAUUGCAUAAUUAUCUCUAAUUAAAUUAAAACAUUAAUUUAAA